Messenger RNA from Argiope bruennichi, 1366 nucleotides. RefSeq names its product lethal(2)neighbour of Tid protein-like (gene Alg3). Lineage: Eukaryota; Metazoa; Arthropoda; Arachnida; Araneae; Araneidae. Bases 23 to 1294 code for a protein of 423 amino acids. The transcript is spliced from 9 exons. Gene Ontology annotation, molecular function: dol-P-Man:Man(5)GlcNAc(2)-PP-Dol alpha-1,3-mannosyltransferase activity. The record is from RefSeq and is a predicted model, not a curated record. Gene Ontology annotation, cellular component: endoplasmic reticulum.
AUAUCGAGCGAGUCAUUAAAAGAUGGCGGCUUCCACUAAUAGGCAUGGAAAGCGGCUUAUUAAAUCAGUUCAAUUUAAAAAGAAUUUAAAUUUUUCUACUUUAUGUAGGGAUUUGCCCCGUAUAAUAGUUAACCCUGAAUACUCAUGGAUAGUAGCUUUAUUAUGCUUACUUUUAGAAGUAGUUCUUAAUGCUUUAAUCAUUUUUAAAAUACCUUAUACAGAAAUUGAUUGGAAAGCAUAUAUGCAAGAAGUAGAAGGUGUUGUAAAUGGCACUUGGGAUUAUCAAUAUUUAAAAGGAGACACAGGGCCAUUAGUAUAUCCUGGUGGUUUUGUAUAUAUUUUCCUAAUUUUAUAUGCUGUCACGCUAAAGGGAACAUGGAUCCUUUGUGCUCAGAUUUUAUUUGCUGCACUGUAUUUAGCAACAUUAUAUGUUGUGUUUCGACUUUACACUAGAUCUCAAAUUGUACCUCCAUAUGCCUUAAUAUUUAUGUGUUUUACAUCAUACAGAAUACAUUCAAUUUAUGCUCUUCGCCUUUUCAAUGAUCCUUUUGCCAUUUUCUUUUUGUUUGUGGCUAUCAACUUCUUUUCAGAUGGCAGAUGGUAUAUUGGUUGUAUUUUUUACAGCUUUGCUGUGUCCAUCAAAAUGAAUAUUUUGCUUUUUGCUCCUGGUCUUCUUUUUAUUCUUCUACAUUCCAUUGGAAUAAAAGAAACAACUUAUUGUUUGUCUUUGUGUGGUUUAGUACAAGUUCUUGUGGGUUUUCCCUUCCUUCUUGCCAACCCUGUCAGUUAUAUUUCAAGAUCUUUUGAUCUAGGAAGAAUUUUUCUACAUCAGUGGACAGUCAAUUGGCGUUUUUUGCCUGAAGAGAUAUUUGUAAGCCGCUCUUUUCAUCUGUGCCUUCUCUUCCUACAUCUUAUCACAUUGGCUGCAUUUGCAUACUCUUGGACAAGAAAGUUUGGUAUCUUGAAAAAAGGAGAAAAGCCUUAUCUUGCUUUAGAUAAUUUCUUAUUUAUUUUGUUUGUGUCCAAUUUUGUUGGAAUGGUUUUCAGUCGAUCUCUACAUUAUCAAUUCUAUGUGUGGUACUUCUUCACUCUUCCGCAUUUAUUAUGGUCAACAAAUUACAAUCCAGUUAUUAAGUUAUUCACUCUGGGACUGCUGGAACUCUCCUGGAAUACUUAUCCAUCCACUGUCCUAAGUAGUGCUGUCUUACAUUUGUGCCACUUAAUAAUCUUAGCUAAUCUCUUGUAUCACGGCUGUCCAGUUCCUUAUAUGAAGGCCAAGAAGAAGUCUUCUUAGAUGGACAGUAAUACCUUUAUAUUGUACCUGAUUCUGGAGUUUUAAUAAAAUAUGCCCAGUUUUCUUGAUGAA